Molecule: messenger RNA, 1803 nt
Organism: Mucor velutinosus
Lineage: Eukaryota; Fungi; Mucoromycota; Mucoromycetes; Mucorales; Mucoraceae
Exons: 1
Coding region: 1-1803 (600 amino acids)
Biological process (GO): snRNA transcription by RNA polymerase II; snRNA transcription by RNA polymerase III
Cellular component (GO): snRNA-activating protein complex
Molecular function (GO): RNA polymerase III type 3 promoter sequence-specific DNA binding; RNA polymerase II cis-regulatory region sequence-specific DNA binding
Source: RefSeq, a predicted model, not a curated record
AUGCUACUAAACUACGUAAAGCAUAAUGGCAAGAAUUGGAAUGAUGUUGCAGAGCACUGCCUACCAACUCGAACACCCAACCAAUGCAGAGCACGCUGGACGGAUACACUUGACCCUGAAUUGAAGCAUGGUCCUUUCAGCAGAGCCGAGAAAGAGCUAUUACAACAGGGUGUCGAGAGUCUGGGGAAGGGCAAAUGGCUGGCCAUCCGUAGAGACUUUUUGCCGCAUCGAUCAUCUCGACGUAUCGCCAAUGAAUGGUCUAGUAGACCGCCGUCAACUGCUACAGGCGAUAAGCUGAAGUCAUACACAAGCAAAAAAUGGACAGCACAAGAGGAUGAGCUUGUCUUAAAAGGCAUUGCAGAGUUUGGACAGUCAUCAUGGGCCAAGAUAGCGUCAGUCUAUCUGCCUUGGCGUACACGGAUUCAGAUUCGCAACCACUAUCGUUCAAAGCUAGACCCUGCUAUCAAGAAAGAAAAAUGGACAGAACAUGAAUUGGAUCUUUUGCUGAGACGCACUAUUGUAUUUGGCCAAGAUUGGAACAAAGUAGCUGAAGGUAUACGAGGCAGAACGCCCGAGCAGUGCAGUCGAGUCUGGCUGACUGAGCUGGACCCCGGCAUGAAUAAGGGCCCUUGGUCAGACGAAGAAACCAGACUAUUUUGGGAGCGAGUACACCAAUGCGAGGGUAACUUUGUAAAGAUUGCGGAGGGGUUGCCUGGUAGAAAUCGACUGAUCUGCUAUCGUAAAUUUUGGUCGACUGUACGAGACGAUAAAGAGUUUGUAUUGUUGUAUGGAGAUCAGAUAAAGAAAGACAAGACAGAAAACGGGCCUGCCUGGAGAGUGCGAGUGGGUAAACUAGUCUGUGCAUGGUUGAAAGGCGAGUAUACGGUGCGAAAGACAUCAAACCAUAGCAUCGAUCUGCAUCAGCCUGGUCCAUGGAGCAAAGAGGAGCUGUCAGCGUUGGAGCUGAUAGUCAAUAAACAGCUGGAGAAGAAGCAGAUUCUGGAUCAAGGGGAUUGGAGAAAGAUAGCCAAGCAGCUGCCAGGAAGAGAUGUUCGGCAAUGUAGAUAUCAAUACGAAGAGCAUUUGUCUAUCAAGAAUAUCAAGAAAGGCACUUGGACAGAGCAAGAAGACAACCUAUUAACAGCAUUGGUUGCUGAACAUGGCACUUCCAACUGGGAGCAAGUUGUACAGAAUAUGCCAAAUCGCAGUAAACGACAAUGUGUUUAUCGAUGGCAUCGCGUGCUGCAAUUCACACAAGACCAAACGCAGAUAUCAAAAAACCAACGACUGUCAGAUUCAGAGAAAGCGUUGAUCCGGGAUGGCGUUGAGAUGUUUGGACAUGACUGGACAGCAAUUCGUAUGACCUAUUUGCCAAAUCGCACCCCUGAGCAAAUCAUGCGAUGGUGGAACUCUCAUGAAGAGGAUCAAGACGACAGAGAACGUAAAGCAUGGACUGAAGAAGAAGACAAAAUACUGGAAUUCGCUGUCAGCAAAUAUGAAAAUGGGCAUGGACAUGUCCCCUCAUGGGCGCAAGUGGCCAAGAUGGUUCACGGACGAUCAUCAAAGCAAUGCCGAACAAGAUGGCUCUACUCUCUGCAACCCAACCUUACAAAAGGAGCAUGGACAUAUGAAGAAGAGAUGCAGUUAUUGGAAGUGGUUCAAAAGUACAAAUUGCAGGAUACAAAAACGGGUGAGAGCAUAUGGCAUCUGGUAGCAAAAGAACUGAACACGGGCCGUUCGGAUUGGGCAUGUAGAUCAAAGUACGAUUAUAUGCAACGCAGAGGACAUAGAUUUACAUUUUAA